UCUUAAUGUAAUCUAUGAAUUACUGUGCAUUUAUUCAAGGCUUAAAAAGGAACACGACUACUACCUAAAUUAGAUGUAUUGUUGGCAUUAUGUAUUAGUUUGCUAGUGUUGCCAUAGCAAAAUACCACAGACUGCGUGGCUUAAACCACAGAAAUUUUUUCACAGUUGUAGAGGUUGAAAAUCUGAGAUCAAGGUGCCAGCAGGAUUGGUUUCUCCUGAGCCUUGUGUCCUUUGGCUUGCAGAUGGCCCCUUUCUCUGUGUCCUCACAUGGCCUUUUUUUCCUGUGCUUGCACAUCCCUUAUGUCUCUUCCUUUUCUCAUAAGAACAAGAGUCAUUUUGGAUUAGGUCCCCAUCCUUAUGACUUCAUUUAACCUUAAUUACCUCUUUAAAGUCCCUGUCUCCAGUUAUAGCCAAAUUGGGGCUUGGGGCUUCAACAUAGGCAUUUUGGGGAACACAAUUCAGUCAAUAAUACAUUAGAACUCUGUAUGUUAAUUUACAAUGAUAUGAUAUAUAUCAAAGAGACUGAAAAAAAUGAAUGGACACCUCAGAGACUUAGAUUUUAAAGACAUUAAAGUACUUCCCUGGUGGUCCCUGGUGGUCUGCGCUUCCAAUGCAGGGGGCAUGGGUUCGAUCCCUGGUCAGGCAAGUUCUGCAUGCCAUGUGGUACAGCCAAAAAAAAAAAAAAAGACAUUAAAAUACUGUAUUUAAAGAAAAUACUGUAUAUACAAGUUUCAGGACCAAAAAAAAAAAAGAUUAUGGCAGAAUGCACCAUAUUAAGAUAUGGGGCAUAUACCUUAAACUUGCAUAGAAGUGAUUUAGACAGAUCUUCCAAAAACUUAGUAAUCCAAGAAAUGUUUGUCAGUUCCUGUCAUAGUUACUGAAGAAUAUGUCAUAAUAGGUUGCCAAGGAAGUUGUCGUACACAUGGAGUGAAGUACUUCCCAGUCUUCUUCAUCCCUUUGAGGGGAAUAUGUUCAAGAAGCCAUCAUGGGAGACCUUUUUUCUUUAUUUUGGGAGGUGGAUCCUCCCCCCAUACCUACAAGUUUUGCCAUUCCAAAUCAAGAUUAUGAAUGCCAGAAGGGUGACUCUUGUGAGACAAUAGGGAACUUCCUGCUUUGGUAUUUUGUCAUUUUAUUGGUCUUCUCCCAACCAUUAUAUUGGUUCUUCUCUCGGGCUUCUUUCUGGAUGUCUGAGAAGAAAAAGAAUGAAGACAAUGGGACAAGCAGUUCGCUAAGUAAAGCAAGCAAAGAUACUUCCUAUAAGCGGCAAAACAAAGAUGGUGCCAGGGAUUCUUUGCAAAUGAUGACAAAACCAAAGCAGAACCAACUUCCUCUUGUAACUGACUCAGAAGUGGCUUUGGUCAAUGCAUAUCUUGAACAAAGACGAGCGAGGCACCAUUCUGAAUUCAGCCGGGUGAAUCAGACACAACCUGACAGUGAUACUACUGAGUGUGAGAGUGAAGUAUCUAACUCGGGAGCCUCCUCUUGGAAGGAGAGUGAAAGUGAACACCACCAAUCACCAGCCAGUAUUAAGAAGAGAAAAAUAGCUCAGAGGCAAAGGAAUAUGGGAGGUUGCCAAAUCAGGGAAAGGCCCUGCCUCCACUGCAAAGCCAUGAGAACCAAUGAAUGGCUGACCCGCCAUUUCCUUCAAAACGCUUCGGUAACAACCCCAAUGCAGGGAGAUAUUCAAGAAUGAAAUUCUGGACCUGGUAUUAACAUAAAAUUCAGUAAAUUUUGAAUUUUAUCUAGUCCUUACCUUACUUGAAGCCAAAUGAAAGAGAUGAAUAAAACACAAAAAAUGACCAGAGCUCUAGGUGAGGAGGCUUUUACAAUAAAGUCUCUCUACUAACAACAAAAACAUUCUUGGAAUGCAAGAGAUAAAAUUUCAGAUAGGGCUUCCCAGGUGGCACAGUGGUUGAGAGUCCGCCUGCCGAUGCAGGGGACACGGGUUCGUGCCCCGGUCCGGGAGGAUCCCACAUGCCGCGGAGCGGCUGGGCCCGUGAGCCAUGGCUGCUGGGCCUGCGCGUCCGGAGCCUGUGCUCUGUGGCGGGAGAGGCUGCGGCAGUGAGAGGCCCGCGUACCGCAAAAAAAAAAAAAAAAUUUUCAGAUAAUUCUUUGUCCAAAAACAGACCAGUGAAUUUGUUUAUGGCACCAUUGGAGCAUCAAAGAUCUGUAUCCACUGUGAUUUUUUUUAUUCAGAAGAGCACAAGACAGAUACUUUAUGCCUUGAGUGUAUGUAUUUUGUUUAUAUCUGUAAUACAAAUAAGGAACCUCUUUGAAAAUAUAUUUAUGUUUAGAAACUAUUUAAAUUUAUUCAUAUGUUUUGAUUAUCUGAUUGACUGAAUGAAUUAGGUAAUGUUGGUUGGAAUAGAAUUGGCUCAUAUUCUCCAGAUCCAUAUUUACAGGUGGCUCUACCUGAGCUGUAUUUUUUUUUUUUUUUUUGGCUGCGAGGUUGUGGGAUCUUAGUUCCCCCAUCAGGGAUUGAACCCAGGCCCUCGGCAGUGAGAGCGUGGAGUCCUAACCACUGGACCGCCAGGGAAUUCCCUACCUAAGCUGUAUUGAUGCACAUGUGUCAGCUUGGGGCUGGUGAGGAGGAGCUGGAAUGAGACUGGAUUCCUAGAGUAGACCAGAAGGACAGCUGGGCCAUGGGCUGUCCGUGGUUAUUGUCCAAAGGGCAUGACAAGUAUUUAAAGAAAAAAUUAUUCUUACAUGUGUUAAAAUGAUAAGGAAGACUUUAUUCAAGACUAUUUGUAAUAGGGGUCCAGUCUAUUGCAACUGGGGAGAGAAGUCAAGCUCAACUCCAAAUACAGCAAGUUCAAGUGGGAAUUUAUAACCAAGGAGCAGGGUAAGGGUGUCAGUGGAUGGAAAAUUACUAAGAGGAGCCAUCAAGCAUAGGGGGAUUUCUACUAAAUUGACCUGGCAUGAUUCUUGCUAAAGGCAGACCAAGGACUUAUACAGCAAAGGUAGAGGAUGAGGAACUUGAUCAGAUGUCAAGGGUGCUCAGAUAUCAAGGGUGGGGGACUGUCACUAAACUUACUUAGCAGAAUUCUUGCUAAAACUGGACUGGGCAGCCAAAGACAGGAUGGGCGCCAAGGUUGAGAUCUGGAUGAGAAGAGGGCUCAGAAGAGCCUAACUCAAAUUUGUCAAAGAAAGAGUCUUUAUUGAAAGUUAGCCGCAAUCCAGACAUAGUUGGGGCUGAGUUUUCCAGUUAGGCGGGGACCCCAGUGGUGGGGAAUUCAAGCAGGCCUAGUAGAUGGGUGGCUAUUCUGGAGGAUGGCAGAACCCCAAGUGGGAUAUCAAACAAGGCCCAGAUCCCAGAGAAGAGGGCUGACAAGGACAAGAUAAGCAGCAGGGGCUCUGUGCUGGAGUUCAAAGAAGGGUUUAAGUGUUAGGGACGAAUUUGGAUACUACAUUGAUAAAGACUGCAGCUUAAUACUAAGAACUGAGCCUUUUAUGGGGUAUUGGGAGAAAUACAACAGAACUAUGACUGUGGGCUUGGGAGUUACUCCUGAUAAUUUCAAGUUCCUUAACUAACGGCAACAAAGAGACCCGGGAGGCAAUGUGGAAGUCCCAGCCAUUGGAACUAGGCCGCUAGAAUCCAGGACAUGGGGUGACAUUUCUCAGCUUAUUUGUGGAGACUGUCUUAUUCAGAUUUCCUCAGGAUUGGAACAGGUCUGAGGCUGCAAGUGAAAAGAGGACAACUUCAGGUUUCGACUUCAAGCGUCAACCUUUUCCACAAAGACUUCCUUUACUUCUUGAUUUUACCCUCCUCCACUUUGUCCUCUCAGGCAGAACUCACUGUGCCCUCCCUUAUGCUCCAAUGUACCUUGAAAAGUUCUCUAUCUCAGCACCCUUAACAUUUUAAUGCAUGUAUUUGUUUGUGUGUAUAUAUAUAUAUAUAUAUAUAUAUCUCCACCCUUAAAGAUAGAGUCCAUGACUUAUCUGUAUCUCUGUGACCCAGCACAGGGCCAGAAAACAUGGCAGAUAAAUAAUGCAGUUGAAUCAAUAUGCAGAGGGAUUCAUGAAUGCAAAAGGGAGGAGCUGAGGAAAGCAGAGGCAGAGAAAGCAGGGCAGGGGCCAAUAUCUAAAAUUUAGUGAAUGAUUCUGAUAUUUUCUAACUUUAUAUGAUCAAGAUGCUUGUUAUCUUGUUUAUUUAAAUAGCACCAAAACAAAAUCCAAAUACCAAAAGCCAAAAACACAAACUCAAAAUAUAGUAGUAAGUUGCAGGGGCAGGAUUUAGACCCAAGUCAUCUGACUUCAGAGUUUGGGCUCUUAAUUACUGUGAUCUUAGCCAUUAUUCUCUGAAGAUGGAAAAAUCCUGAUUUCAAGGUAAGUCAGUUGCCACCUCCCACACAGCCAUAAGUGAUAUCCAAGCUGAUAUAAUCUCAUCAGGAAGAGGACAAUGACUGUAUUCUAGAUAACAGAGUACGAUGGGUCCAUGCCCCAAAUGUGUUGCUUGUGGAUCUAAAAUAUAAGCAAUGAACUAUUAUCCGAAAAGUCAUGUAUGUCAAAGACUACUACUUUUCAUGGUCUCAUCUAUGGGGCUAGCACAGGUCAGAGUUGGGGGGUGGGAGAUAGCUGUCCACUGGAAGAAGGAAUCAUGGAUGAGUUAAACCAGGGGCUAUAAAUAUGAAGGGAUUAAUUAGGGUAAUUUGUAAGUACGUUAAUCGAAAAACAGACCAAACACAGCUGGGAGGACAGCCAAAGCCAAAGAAAGAAAUACACUGAAUCAGAGGAAUAAGGCAAGGGCAUUGUAAGAUGAGGAGCAAAAGCAUGUCCAGGCUCAUUGGAACUGAAUUAAUGAGCAAGGUACAGAACACGUGAAGUGGAAGAUAGUUCGUGAAACUAGGGCUGCAAACAUCAGUUGUGGCUUGGUGUUCAUUGUAUUCAGAGCCUGUGUGAGCUGUCAAGGUGGGGCCCCUGGGCUUCAUAACAGUCCCUUCUUCAGUCUGUCCUUGCUAAAUGGGAAAAACUUGGGCACCUGUGGUUUUUAUGGUAGAAGGUUGUAACCUGUUUGGGUAGCUUGCUUGUGGGGAGGCAUGGAAUUCUUGGGCUUGCUUCCUAUCUGUGGUCCAUCCAUGCAACUAAAUGGUCAGAACUGACCUGUGUAGCAAUGUCCACCUACAUCAAGCCUCACAACUCUUGUCAGGAACUGUGAGGGUGGGAACUAUGGGAUGCAGGGAAGUUUUUUUUUUAAAAAAAACAAUAUAUUCUUUUCUUUUUAAAAUUUAUUUCAUUUAUUUAUUUUUGGUUGUGUUGGGUCUUCAUUGCUACAUGGGCUUUGUCUAGUUGCGGCGACUGGGGGCUACUCUGUGUUGCGGUGCGCGGGUGUCUCAUUGCAGUGGCUUCUCGUUGCAGAGCAUGGGCUCUAGGUGCGCGGGCCUCAGUAGUUGUGGCUCAUGGGCUCUAGAGCGCAGGCUCAGUAGUUGUGGCACACGGGCUUAGUUGCUCUGCGGCAUGUGGGAGCUUCCUUGACCAGGGCUCGAACCUGUGUCCCCUGCAUUGGCAGGUGGAUUCUUAACCACUGCACCACCAGGGAAGCCCAGGGAAGGUUUUAACUGAGAUGGAUGUGGCAAAAAAUGAGAGUAUACACAUAGGUGUUUGGAGAGGGGUUGGGGAAUAGGGGAACUGGAAACUAUAGCUACAUGGUAGAUAGUCUCAAACUCUGAACCUCUGCCCUCCAAGAUUGGGUGGUGUGGUUUUGGUGGAAGGAGAGGCAAGCCAGUAGCAAUAACAGCAACAAUAAUAAUACUGAUAAUAGGUGACAUUUAGAGAGUGCUUGCUAUAUGCCAGACACCAAAGUAAGCAUUUUAUAAGGAUUAAUUUACCCUUCACAAGCUUGCAUCCAAUUUUAUGGAUGAUGAAACCGAGGCUCAGGGAAAUUAAAUGAUAUACCCAAGGUCAUAGAGCUGGUGAGUUGGGGAGUUGGGUCUUGGGUUUUGUCUGAUCACAAAGAUUUUGUUUUUACCGUGAUGAUAACACAUUAUCCAUGUUCUUAAUGAACAGUGAUUAGAUAAGACCUUGAGAGACCAGACCCCAAAUACCAAACCGAGUCCAGAGGCUAGAGAAGGACUGUUCAUGGAGAAUGGAGCCAAGGGUCAGAAGCUGAGCAGAGAUUGGAGCAGUUAAGUAAAACAGGGAAGGGCUGACACUGUUCAGUGGAGAGGCCUUAGCAUCAUCUUACCUCAUUUGCAGUGAGUAAGGCUGGACAACUAUCAGUAGAUCAGGCAGAAACUCAGGGUGGGCUUUUGAAAAAAGAAGGGAAAUGGAAACUUAGCUGAAAGGGUUGGUGAAGGUAAGAAUGAGCUUUGUACUGAAUGUUGAGGAAUAGGAGGCAGUAGUGACUAGAGCAGUGAGGUUGAUGGCCAAAGUUUUGAGAGAAUUGGGGGAGGACACCAUCAAGAAAACCACAUAGCUACAGCUCCUUGCACUGUUACUGACCCUCCUGCCUAGGGCCCCCAAAAGGGUCCUCCUGCCUGGUGUCAUUGGAGCCAACAGAAUGAGACUGAGUUUGGUUCAAAAGGAAAGGAAAGUUUUAUUCUUUGAUCAAAGAAUGGGGAGGUGUGACCUCUCGCUCUAGAGUCCACACUCUUCCCAACAGGCUCUGGGCAGGGCUGCUGUGUAGGGAUCUUGUCAGCAGGGAGGGAGGCAGAGAUCUUGCGGGGCGGGCACAGCUGCUCUGCUCAAGGCUCCAGAUUGCAGUGCUGGGCGCAGUGCCUCUGCACACAGCCUGCUGCCGCCGCCAUCUUGAAUUGCAGUGUCGUGCGCAGAGCUUCUGCCCACGGCCCACCGAGCUGAGGUGUCCAAGCGGCCAUUUUGCACUGGCAGCUCUGGGCUGCAGUGCCGCGUGCGAGGCCUCUGUGCGCAGUACGCCAUGAGCAACUGAAACUAGGCGAAGCACAAAGGAAAAGAAAAAAAAAGGUUAGACUUUAUUACCCAGAUUCUAUUUUUAUUUCCUGGGAAUUUUUAAUGGGCUUUGCUGGUGACACCACCACCAUCCCUUUCUCUCACAAAAGAAUACUAUCUCCCAACAGAUUCCAGGGUAGUGUUUUCAAAACAGUGACCCAUUAAUAGACUGUGCAAUCAAUUUAGUGGGUAGUGACUAGCAUUUAGUAACAAAUGAAUAGAAAAUAACAGUGUCGCACAUAAUAAAGGUAAGUAUUGUUUUUGUUUUAGUGUGUGUGUACUGAGUUGCAAUCAAUGCAAAAUGUGUUUCUUACUAGGUAGGAUAGAAAAUAGGAGCCACCGCUCUGGAGGAGUUUUGUCAAUUUUCUGUAUUCGCCAGCUAUUCCACCACGUUAGUGAAGGCAGGUGUCACUCUAUGCAUUCGUGAUUGUUGUAUGCUAGUAAUUAGUAAAUCGUCACUCAGAGACUAAAGGAUGGACCAACUGUCUAGAUUUGUGAAAAGCUUGAAUUAAAUUAUACAACUUUAAAAGAACUUUAGAUUUAUUAUUUUCAAAUAGAGUAAGUGAAAGCAAGCUAACCAACUGUUGCCUGGUACACAGGGGUGGGUUUUGCCUUGGUGAAAAAACAAGAAUAAUUUGUAAUUGACAUUUCAAAGAAGCCUUAGAAACAGGCCAGCCUUUGUUUAAAUCAUAAUUACCCUGUUUGUAUGUAAAAGGAUACUUCUAAAGCUUUUCAAAACAACUGGUUCUUUUAAGUAGAUAAUUAUUCCCUUUCCAAUCUUGUUUACACUAUUCAGAACUGCAGUGAAUUCUUUUUUUUUUUUCCAUAGAUAGUACAAAGGUUAACUUCAGCCAGCCCUUCCUCAAAUUAUCACAAAUUCCCAAUUAGUGAAUUCUAAACAGGGUUUCCCUGUAACAAUAUACCAAAGACUUGUAUGAUGUGUUCUUUAUUGCUUUGAAUAACAUCUGACAAGUUUCCAAGUACCAGGCCACCUGGAUAUUCUCUAUCUGUCAGGAACAUAUGGCCACAGAGGUGCAUUGGAGGGUAAGAGGAAAUACAAAUCAGGCACAAACAUGCAGGGGUAGUGAAGGAGACAAAAGGGAGAAAAUGUCCCUCCUCUUUUUUUUAGUAUCUAAUACCAACUGAAGUGUACAUUUAUAGGCACUUUUUACUGUAAAGAAGAGUUGCACUUUAAAUUUCACAAAGCUACAGAUGGAAAUAGAAAACCGAACUUUUUUGUAUGAGACUGGAAGUUAUUAGAGAGGCCCAGAGAAGCUGGCAAAAAAAAGACGUAUUCCAAAAAAAAAAUUAUACUUGUCCUUUUUUGCAUAACAUUUCUCACUGCAGAUCUCCACUCAGUGAACAAAAGGAAGUGCAUGAAAUACUUAAAAACAAAAACAAAAAUGUUAUAAUCCCAGACAGUACUGUUUUCUAGUUCUUAUCUUUUAUCUUCUGAGCUUGGCCUCUUUCACAGGCAGGCCCUCAAGCUGCCUGAUUACAGGGGCCUGUAGUCUAUAAUUGUCUUUGUUUAUUAGGGCUCUCUGUCACUAUGAAGUUUCAUGUGUUCAAAAUCUUGCUUUAGCAGUGAGAACAUCAGGCAGGGAGCCAACUCUGCUACUAAUUAGUGUAAACCAAAAGAGGGAAGCAGGGAGAUAAAAACCAGGUCCCAGUGGAAGGGUCUGCAGCCAGGGUUAGUAAAAGUGACAUGGCAGGUCAGAGAGUUGAAUGAGACAAAAGCGCUUGGAGAAAUGCAACUUAGGGCCGGAGUCUUUUUGUCUCUUUUCUUUGAUUGCACCCCUUCAGAUGCAGCAAGCGUCUGUGGUAGCCUCCAUCAAUUGUUUUCCUUCUGUUCCAGCUCCCCAUUUUGUUCCACUGUUCUCCUUCCCUUAUAGGAAUUAGGUCCCAGUCGGUCUAAGGCAACCAGGGUGGUGCCAUUCCCCUUGUCAGUGAGUGGUUCAUGCAUGGGCAUGUGAUCUAAUUCUGGAAAGGGAAGUUUGCUGGUGGGGUCAUUCUGAGAAAAGUCUCUUCAGUCUUAAAAAAGACCUGCACUGUCCCUUUUCAUUUGGUGGGUGAUGUUGAUGACUUCAACUGUGACAGGUACCUGUGUCCAUAGAACAUUAGUCUAAACAUAUCAAAGUGAAAAUAUGGAAAAGUCUCGGUCCUGAGCUGCUAAAUUAAGAAAUUCUGGAAUCAUCCUACUUUUGGACUUUUUGUUAGGCAAGAAAAUUUCCCUUAUUAAUCAUUUUAAGUUGGCUUUUCUUUUACUUGCAGCCGUUAUGGAGUCUUAAUCAUCUUUUAUCCUCUAUAAUUUCUAGAGCAGCUCCUUUUGCCUAUUAUAAGGUGCUCAGACGUUAAAUAAAUACUAAGUAAGUACAUGUACUCCUUUGAUGGAGCCUGUGGUGGUGAUGCUGAGAGCUGUUAAUAGCUGAGAAAAGGUCUUUAUAAAUGUUGUGGACUUUUUAGGUUGACUGCCUCAUCUCUUUUCUUUUCUAGGAGCCUCUUUUUUUCCCUGAUUCUCAUGCAUGUUGUUACAGUGUGAUCCUGCCUGUUUCCAUCCCUUCACCCUGUCCAGUCAUUGAUUUCAGUAGGACUUUCUUCCAAUCAAAGUUCCUUCAUGAGAAUUUGGAAUUGGGACCAGGAAAGAGAUCAGUCUCCUGAGGUGACUGGACUUAGAGCAGAGUAGGUUUUCACGUUUCCCUUCAUAUAGAUUUGGAAACCAGGGAAAGCAAGUUGUAACAAGAACAAAAGAAUGAAGCAAAGAAGGGCAGAGAGAUGCAAUGGAAAGUUCUGAUGGUUUUCAAGUCCCUGGUUCCAGUUAAUUCCUAAGGCCAAUCUGUUUACCCUCUCAUAGGCAUCAUGACACUUCACUCGUUGGCUCUUAUAGUAAGUUCCCCUUUUUGCUUAUGCUAACUCAAGUGAAUUUCUAUUACUGGAAACCAAAAGAAUCCUUAAAACAGUGGUGUGCUGGUAAAUGUUUAACAAUUGGCUCUGAUUGUUAAAAGCCCUGAUUUUGUAGCACUUGCUGAUUUCUGUGAUAUAAAUACUCCCACUGUUGCUUAUUUCACAUUAACAAAGUGACACCACUGAACGUUGAGUUGGGAAGAAAUGAGCAUAGUGGCUCUGGUGAGCUGGUCUGUGACAGCUCCAGCACUGCCUAAAGAAUACAACACACAGGGCUUCCCUGGUGGCGCAGUGGUUGAGAGUCCGCCUGCCGAUGCAGGGGACAUGGGUUCGUGCCCCGGUCCGGGAAGAUCCCACAUGCCACGGAGCAGCUGGGCCCGUGAGCCAUGGCCGCUGAGCCUGUGUGUCCCAAGCCUGUGCUCCGCAACGGGAGAGGCCACAACAGUGAGAGGCCCGCGUACCACAAAAAAAAAAAAAAAAAAAAGAAUACAA
Messenger RNA from Orcinus orca (killer whale), 10296 nucleotides. It is a transcript of the gene SSMEM1, whose product is annotated as serine rich single-pass membrane protein 1. The transcript is spliced from 3 exons. The record is from RefSeq and is a predicted model, not a curated record. Bases 986 to 1693 code for a protein of 235 amino acids. Lineage: Eukaryota; Metazoa; Chordata; Mammalia; Artiodactyla; Delphinidae.